GUCCUCGUGAUUCUUACGGGAAAUUUUAGUUUGGUUUCGAGAUGAAAAGGAUGUGACUUUUCUUGUUUCAUGCCGGUUGGAUGCGAAGUAUGCUUAACUUGAUGAGCGCGGUCAGACAACUGCGAUCUUCGAUUACCGCUCGUAAACUGCACCCUGCUUUCUUUCACAAAUACAGCUAAAUAUUAGGGCGAAAAGGGAGAGAGAGGAGUCGAGUUCUGAAUAACCGUUCUACUCAGCUCUUCAGGAAUGCUAUGAAGAAGAAGAAACGAUCAUAGAUCAAAGAGUCAGACGAAAAGUAACACCUAAGGAAGUUCAGGCCGAUGUGAUUGGGGGAAAUGCCUCAGUAGUGUCGGAUUCGAGUUAUUUAUUGUAUUGCAAAUGCAACUUAGACGUGUUAACUCUCUACUUCGUGGUGGACUUUUGUCGAACCGUUCCCAAGGAACAAGCUGUUCAGUGCUCUCAAAUAAGAAGGUAUGACUGAGUUAGUUCUCCAUGAAGCGGCUGUCAAUGGCGACUACCAGCAGCUUGAGAGCAUGUUAAUGAUCCACCGAAUAGAUGUCGAUUAUAAAGAUGAAGACUUUGGCGAUCGUACAGCGCUCCACUGGGCGGCCUCCAAAGGGCACGCCAAGUGUGUGAAACUUCUUUUGGAAUACGGCGCUGAUCCUGCCGCUCGUAUGGUGGGAGGCUGGACACCAGCUCACUGCGCGGCGGAGACCGGACGCUCAAAUGUACUCAAGAUCUUAAUCGAACACCAGGCCCCUGUCAUGAUUGCGGAUAACUCGGGGGACACGCCUAAAAGGGUAGCGGAGAUAUACGGACAUACGGCUUGUAUUGAACUUCUUGAAAGCGCUGAAGAGUCCUCUGUCCAAAAACAGCUUCUUAUUAGAGACAAGUUCCGCUCCAACACAAGAAAAGUUUCACGCAUUGUGGCUGAGAAAGGCUUGGAGGGUCUUCAAGGAAAAGUGACAGACGUAGCCAGCUAAGUUAUUGGUGCUAUGUCGGUUUGUGACGAAUCUCCUAAAUUCACGAUAAGUAGGUGAUAAAGACCUUAUCGCAAAUGGCGUCGUGGGAUACUACGCGAUCUAUUACGCGCGAAUCACGUGCGCAUCACGCGCGAAUUAGGGCGACUUUAAACGGAAUAAGAAUCGCACCGAUGCAAAUACUCGAGGAUGUGUAAGAAGGUGGACUCGACUUAAGUGUAGAAUUUUACUAUCUUGUCAUGGACGUUCGGGAAAGUUGGAUCUGUAUCCUUGACAUUUGUUCAACCGACCUUCAAAAGGGCUUGUUUUGAUUAGAUAGGUCGAUAACUUCACAUGUAUUGUAAGUCUACUUUGAUGGGUACUCCAACUCUAAGGUUGUGCCCAGUCUCACUCUUUGUCAAUCUUUAUUCACAGUCCAGUUCCUGUUGUUAAAUUGAAAUUCUGAUAAUCCUUUUUAGCCGAGGGUAGACGGAUUUCCCUUAAAAAAAAAAAAAAAAAAAAAGAACAAGCAAAACAACAACAAAAUGAUCAUAGUUUUAUGACGAAGAUUUCCUACCUAUCUGUUAUCUCUUGAUCUGCUACGAUCAGUGUAUAAACAGCGAAAUUUCUAUAGACUGGAGAAUGCUGUGGCGACAGGAGUCACAGGAGAGUGUUAAUAUACCGAUUUCGUUUUA
Molecule: messenger RNA, 1654 nt
Organism: Pocillopora damicornis (cauliflower coral)
Lineage: Eukaryota; Metazoa; Cnidaria; Anthozoa; Scleractinia; Pocilloporidae
Product: ankyrin repeat domain-containing protein 66
Molecular function (GO): protein binding
Source: RefSeq, a predicted model, not a curated record